AUGAAUUUUUUACCGGAACAACAUGAAUUUGAGAAAGAAUUCCGUCGGGAAGAUGGUUUACAUGAAGGAGGAGAACAGGAUGAUGAUCUGGAGGAUGGCGAGGAUGAAGAAGAAGGCGUGGAAGAGCAUUUUGACGAUGAUUCGCAUCAGUAUGACCAUCAUUAUCAUGAACAACACCAGCACCAACCUCACAAUGAAUUCAUCAUUGAUCAAAGUCUAUUCGAAACAACAACGGAUUGGUCUAAUAAUAAUGUAUAUUAUUUAAACAAUUCUUCAACAUUGUCAAUAAAACAACCCGGUCAAUUUGAACAAGAUUUCAUGGUAGAAAAUGGCGGCGGCGGCGGCAGUAAUCAAUAUUGUUUUGAAGAAUGUCUUGUGGGAACUACCAGUGGUGACACUACUACUAGUACUACUGAUACUACUCAUAAUAGUAGUAAUCAUCAUCAUGAAUAUUCAACCAAUCGGAAUUGCCCUAGUGAAUUUGAAAAUUCAUUGUUGAACUAUUAUUUCAUUGUCAAUUCACAACAACAACAACAACAACAACAACCGGUAUCAUUGGACAAUUGA
This is a messenger RNA of Schistosoma turkestanicum, 567 nucleotides long. NCBI's taxonomy places the organism in Eukaryota, Metazoa, Platyhelminthes, Trematoda, Strigeidida, Schistosomatidae. The record is from the annotation of a GenBank genome assembly.